This is a messenger RNA of Rotaria socialis, 729 nucleotides long. Lineage: Eukaryota; Metazoa; Rotifera; Eurotatoria; Philodinida; Philodinidae. The record is from the annotation of a GenBank genome assembly.
AUGGAGACAAAAGUUCAGGUGCAAGCUACAAAAAUUGAUAUGAAAGAUGAAACUACGGCGGAAUGCCAAUUGAUAAAGCAAAAGCAACAUGAAAAGCUGUAUAGAUGGACUUUAAUUAUGUGGUUCUUGAAUUUAAUCAGUUAUGUUCUGUUUUUUUCGUUUGUUUCGUUAAAUUCAAUUGAUCUUUAUAACUGGCCAAGAAAAUUUCAUACUACAACUCAUUUGGAAAACAUUCAAAGCGAAUGCUUUCAGAUGAAGUUGUUCAUGCAUGCGUAUCUCGUGGUUAUACUCAUGAAUCAUUUUGUAUUUGAAUUAUCAUCAGUGAGUCUAUCUGUCUCAGUUCGACGACGGCAAAAAUUCAGUCAGUCAAAUGGUACCGUGUAUUUCUUUAUCGGCUGCUAUAUUGUUUCUAUAAUAUGUCCUUAUGUUGCGGAAUAUAAUGAAACAAUAACGAAAAAAGGAAUCUUCCAGGACGAAUAUGUACCCGAUAAGGCACCAAGAUCAUUUUUUUAUUUUCAAGUAGUGGCGAUUGUAUGCGUAUUUCUGCAGAGUGUUGUUAAUAUCAUUAUGAAUUCCAUCAAUGCUGUACAAGUUAGGCAUUACAAACUAGUUCAAUUAAUCAAUUUGGCACGCCAACAACGAGAACAAAAUAAGCAAUGCGAAAAGAAAAAUGUGUCAAUACAUUCAAUCGAAUCGUCUUCAAAUGGCGCUAUUAGUCAUUUACCAUAA